Messenger RNA from Linnemannia hyalina, 3570 nucleotides. The record is from the annotation of a GenBank genome assembly. NCBI's taxonomy places the organism in Eukaryota, Fungi, Mortierellomycota, Mortierellomycetes, Mortierellales, Mortierellaceae.
AUGCCAUCGUCAACAACAAGAGCACUUGAAGCUGACGCCCAGGAGGAGGAGGAAGGAUCUGCCUCGCCCCUCGACAGUCCCACUUCACGGAAAUCGGCCAGACUCAGCAACAUGUACAAGAAUGUGGACCUGAGUGUCACGCCCAAGAAACCUCCUACAACACCAAAGUCAAAGAGUCACCUCAAGAUAGGCGUGUGGGGCUACAUUGUCGGCCUUAAGAAGCAUGACAUGAGCGAGUACUGUCGCUUCCCUAUCGACAAGUCCUAUUGUUCCUUUGGCAGAAGUGGUAACAAUGACGUGCCUGUCCCCUUUGAGUCUGUCUCGGACAUACACUGCAAGUUGAUUCGAAGGGAAGACGGCGAAAUCUGGCUCAAGGACACAUCGAACAUUGGAACCCUGCUCAACAACGUCCUUGUCCACGACACCGCUCGACCCAUCGAGCACAACGACAUCAUGACCAUCGCAGGACGAAGCUUCAGAUUCGAGACCGCCAUGACCACUCCACGGCCACCCCUCCAGGCUACAGACGGAAACACUACGCCAGGACGGCACAUCAAGAGCAUUCAGGCGUCCUUCGACAGCGACUUCUCAGCCCUGGCAGAGGCCCCUUCACCUACGGCCGGUAGAACCUCGACGACGCCGAAGAGAAAUCUUUCAAGGAGCACCGCCGCACUGGAAUCAUCCCUCGGUCUCUUCACUCCUAAAAGCGCCGCAAAGCUGUCUAGCCUGCUUGUUUCGCCAAAGCCCAUUCCUCUCCCAGCAUUCUUGAAAUCGCCUAGACAAUCAACCACCUCAACCGACAAACCUUCAAAGCCCAGUGUCGCAGCGGAUACAACAGACGACCUACAGGAGCUGGAAGAAAAUAGCUGCUGGCGAACCCCCACCAAAGGGAAGCGCAAGUCAUCCGAGGACCUUUUCACCGAACUGGGCAGGACUCCCAAGAAGGUCUCCUUUGGUCCCAAUCUGAACCCAGAGGUCUUUUCAAAGAACAACCCUCCUAAUACGCCCGUCAAGCGCGGCGACCACCAAUCACCGAGUGUCUCGACCCCAUCGUUUAUGUCAAGACUGGCUGCUGCUGGCGGUACUCCCAAAUCGAUCCUGACACCUUCGAAAUCGAGCCGGACAAAUGUCUUCCAAGGUCUCGAGAAACCCACACCUAUCAAGCUCAUGCUGUUCUCUCCUGAGGUCCAAAAGAUCGCCACCACACCAAAGAAGCAAGUCAUCGAUGCGCAGGAUGCACUUUCAUCAGUCAGCAGGAAGCCAGUUUCGGUACAGGACGAGCGUUCCAGUAACAGUAGCGGAAACGACAGCGAUGACAGUCUCCGGGAAAAGAUCGGCUCAACAUCGACAACCAGCCCGUUCAUUGUACCUGCAGCUGCAACAGAGUCGAGGAAUUUUAAUGACGACGUCGAGGAGGAAGACGACGACGAUGAGAGCCCGCUCUCGACACCAACACGAGGUCCAGCUUCGCGACAAUCGAGCGCGGGGCUAACCACCCCGAGCCGCUUGAAGUUUCCUCUUUCAACCCAAGACGUCCCAGAGGAGCACUUGCAUCACUCUUUCAAGCUGCAUGCCUCACCUCUUCAGCCGGAUGCAGACAACCCUUUUAUAUCGAAUGACGAGCCUCGCGGUGACAGCCCCUCACAUUCUCCAAGCGUUGCGGCUGUCCAACGACACCAUCCCGACUUGACACAUGCAAUUGAAGAGGAACUCGACACCCCACUCAUUGACGAGGCCGAACUCCCAGCGGACGCAGAACAGGAGACUGCUACUCCUGACGUCGAUAUUCCGGACACCACCCCUGUACAUACCCCCGUCCGUAACCGAACCAAGGAUGACCAAAAGUCGAAUGUGACCCCUGGUGCGAACACGCCCGGAUCUGCCUCCAGACUUGCGCUCUUACAGCUUUCCGCUCAAAGGAUACGCGGUCUCCCAGAUUUGCUCCAGUCGCCAGCUGCAAGAACAUUGGCCCACAAGUCAUCUGAACCAGCGUCUACCAUCCCCGAGCCUAGUGUAGAUGAUGUGGACGCGGAAUUGGAAUCGGAUCAGGAUAGCAGCGUGGAUGAGGAAGCGACACCGGCGGUGUUUGAGUCAGGCAACAAGGUGGCGACUGAGCAAGCGGAGGAAGAAGCGGCACUGGCGGUACUUGAAUCGGGCAACGAGGUGGCAGAAGAGCAGUCAGACGACGAGGAAGUGACCAGGAAGGAAGUGGAUCAUACUCCUGAGCCGAUGAUUGAGGAAAAGGAUGAGUCUGCUGGCAACAAGGUGGUGACUGAGGCAGAUGAUAUCCUGGCCAAGGAUGAUGAGCAGAAUAACCGAGCCAGCGGAGUAGAUUCCAAGCGGCGAUCGAGUGCGCCGGUCGCCAGCACUAUUCUUCGCCCUCAGAGCCCCAUGUUCACCGGACUUCGUGGAGUGUUCCGGACGCCCCAAAAGGUUGUCGAGACAUGCUUUGCAGGAUUUAAUGGAUUUCGCAACUUUGUGAUGACACCCACUCGUUCGCAAUCCUCCACGGAACUUUUCGCUUCCACUCCAAAGGCUGAGAGUCAGGAUACUGAAGGAGAGGAGAACCCUUUCCAAGUCACGUCGGACGAUAGCCAAAAGGAGGAGGAAGCUGUUGAGACUCUUGAUGCGCAGGAGGUUGCCGCCGCCAUCGGUGCUGAAGAGCAUGGUCCUGAGCUAGCCAAGUUUACGUUCUCUGCUGUAUUUGGUGAACAGAACACUUACGCUGAGGACAAAGCCGAUCAAACCACGAGUGCAAAGGAGACCGCGACCGAUGACAACAGCUCCAGUCGCACAACAUCCACGACAAUGACGACAAAGCGCCGCAUUUCUUCACAUCAGGGUGCGUUGGCGCUUUUGACGGGCAACGAUGGAGAGCCUUCGCCAAAGUCAAAGGAAUUUGCGUUUGCAUCGGAUUCGUUGGAGCUGAUAAAGGCGCGCGGAAGGCGGUCAGACGUUUUCCCUCAGAAGCGAACUGUUGCAAAACGGAGCCUCAGCCAGAGCGGGGAUAACGAUGAAGUCAAGAGUGAGACUGCUGACAAGGACGGCUCAAGUAGACGUAGGAGAACCAUUUCGAUGUUUGAGUUUAUGGCAGCGGUGACCUCGUCUACAACUACUACAGUGACAAGGCCCUCAGCGGGAGCGGAAGCCGAGUCUAAUGAUCAACAUGAUGGUGCCGGAGUUGGCGACGAUGCUGAGCAGGAGGAACUGUUGCGAUUGCUGGGUGAGGGCGCUGAUUCAGGGGAAGAUGACGAUGAGAAUUUCGGUGAGAUUAUCGGAGCAGCUGAUUGCGAUGAUGCCUUUGAUGGUGGAUUUGACGAGGACGCGUCCAAUGUCGCAGACGAGGCGGCGUUGGAUGAUACCAAGGAUCACAAUAUCAAGGCGUCGCCGCGGAGAAGAUCCGGAUCGUUCCAUACUCCAACUAAGAGGCGGCAGUCGUUCAGGAGUAGAUUGGUUUCGUCAUCCCCGGGGUUCGGAUUGUAUGAGCUGGACGGAGUCGAAGACGAGGAGGACGAGGAGGACGACGACGUGAUCAUGAUCUCGCCCAAGCGCCUUCGUGUCCUGGAGUGA